CUAUCUUACUUCAUACACCUGUAAGCCUAACGAUACGUCAUUUUACUAUUUACUGUUUGAGUGUGAAGACAAACGGACGUCAUGAUUUCAAAGAUUUUAUUCUCAGUUUUAUUGUGUACUUUAGUACUGGGCGUAACCAGUGAAAUAGAAGUGAUAGAUGGAAAAAUUAAAAUAACAACAUUAACAACUGCCGGCUGUGUUCAUACGGUUAACUUUAUCUCCAAUCAAUUGGCUCCAACUUAUGCACUUUAUGAACAAUACCUGGACGUCGAAUUCUUGCCUUGGGGGAGAACAAUCAAGUAUGACAACGGGACAUUCUAUUGUCAGUUCUCACCAAACAACUGCUGGGCCAACCGUCUCCACAGAUGCGUAUUGAACUUCCUGAGGGAUAAUCAAGCUGCCCAAGUGAGGUACAUGGACUGCGAAUUCAGCGUACCACAGCCAGCUUUUCAAAACAGCAGCUACAGUUGCGUUCAAAACGAGGGGCUUAGUUUGAUCGACGUCGAUUACUGUGUGCGAAAUCCUGACCUUGACGACUUGGAUGCUAUAGCUGAAGAAGCAUCACGCCCAGCAAUGGAUCCUGAAACUGGAAUAAAUGGCCUGCCAGCUGUAGUUAUUAACGGCAUAAUAGACAUAGAGCUAAGUAGACAAGCAAGGGCAAAUUUAAGGGGUUUGGUCUGCACAGCAUUAGCUAACAGUGGGGUCACCAAUAUAUCUAUUUCGUCUUGUGGAAAUUAAUAUGCUGUGAUGACUCAAUUUUAGCAAUAUUAAAAAUUGAGAAACCAUACACUUAUGGAUAUGAAAAUAAAAGGAUUCUGAAUAUAUUAUUUUUGUUAACAGAUUAUUAAAAUGAAGUUUAAAUAAUUCGAUUGUUUUUUCAAGACAUACACUUCAAUUUAGACCAAAUUUCUUGUUUGUGUGACAUGGGAGUAAAUUCUUUCCAUUAAAAAAAUAGCCAUGAAAAUGCUGAAAAUAUCGCGUGCUAAACGAAAACAGUGAGCCUAAUUAAAUUAAUCGUCCAUUUUGAAGUUGUUUAAAAAACACAAUAACAAAAUGUCAUAACAAUUAUUAUAAAUAUAUUUGGGAAAAUAUUGGCUAGUCAUAUUUUUGUUAUAACAAUUGUGGUGUGGGUGAACUAAUGUCAUUAUAGACAGUGAAAAUAUAGUUUACAUAUUUUUAACAAAUAACAAAUUUCCACAUAUAAAAUUGGAGGAAAAUACAACCAUAAUACAUAA
Galleria mellonella (greater wax moth) is the source of this 1235-nucleotide messenger RNA. RefSeq names its product GILT-like protein 1. Bases 82 to 738 code for a protein of 218 amino acids. The record is from RefSeq and is a predicted model, not a curated record. Lineage: Eukaryota; Metazoa; Arthropoda; Insecta; Lepidoptera; Pyralidae. Gene Ontology annotation, molecular function: oxidoreductase activity, acting on a sulfur group of donors, disulfide as acceptor. The transcript has a single exon.